Closterium sp. Yama58-4 is the source of this 1605-nucleotide messenger RNA. The record is from the annotation of a GenBank genome assembly. NCBI's taxonomy places the organism in Eukaryota, Viridiplantae, Streptophyta, Zygnematophyceae, Desmidiales, Closteriaceae.
AUGGAGUUUCAAGACGACGAAAGCCCAUUGUUUUAUUCCAACGACGGAAUGCUGUCCGCUUCAGAUCUGUUUUUGUCGUCACCCGCCGACGUCGACGGUCUUGGGGGUACUGGUAAUGGUGCGACCAGCUUAGUAGGCCCUUUUGACGGUGCGAUGGUCUCUCCCGAAUGGAUGCGAUGCGACGUCGAACGGCCUGCGGCGACUCUUGGCGACGUGAUGAGCGACGCAAUGGGCGAUGCGAUGGGCGACGAGCGCGAAGGGGAUGCGAUUCUCUGCGAGCGACAGCAGUCGCUUGACCCGCUGACCGAGCUGCUGCCGUUUAGCACCGACGCGUUUGGCGGCUGCGGGGCCGCGUUGUUACCAGAAAGUAAUCCGGAAUUCGCGCUCCCGUCUGUUAGAGAUUCCUCUGAAAACAUGUCCGCCGAUAUCUACGUUCCUGCCGUGGCAGCCUGGUCGCACGAAGUCGCAGGGGAGUCGCAGGGUGUUAUGCAAACGAGGGGGAGAACGGACGAGUCGCCGAAUGUAGCAGCGGACGUUGACAAUAACGCCGUAACUUUUAGCAGCGCUGUUGACGGCGUCGUUCACGGCGCCAAAGGCGGUUCAAGCCUAGGGGAAAGGGUGCCGGUUGCGGAGUCGAGCCGCGGCCUCUCUGGCUCAAAACCUAUCACUGGCGACGCGAAACCUGUUACGGAACGACACGUAUCAUUUUCAGAUCCAUCCACCCCACAACAUACGGGGACUGCUUUUCGAGUCGGUCUUUCCUCCUCCGCGACUUUCACGCCGCUCUCCCUCCCUCCGCCAUCCCCGCUCAACCUCCCCUCCGCGUCCCCCCGACCACUUUCCGCUUCCUCCCCACUCUCCCUUCCCCCUUCCACUCUCCCCUCCGUCUCUCUUCCCUCCUCUCUCCCCCCUCCGUCCCCGCUCUCCCUCCCAUCCUCGUCGUCGCUCCCCCUCCCCUCGCCGUCCGAACUUUCCCUGGCUUCCGCUUCCCCCUAUCUGCACUACCGCGGGGUGCGCCAGCGCCCGUGGGGAAAGUGGGCGGCGGAGAUUCGAGAUUCUGCGAAGAGCGCGCGCGUGUGGUUAGGGACGUACUCCACGGAGGACGAAGCUGCUUUCGCGUACGACGCGGCGGCGCUCGCGAUUCGCGGAUCACGCGCGAGAGUGAACUUCGAAGGAAGUCGCGAAUACGCGGCGCAAUUCGCGGAUGUCUUGGCGAAAAACGGCGGGAAAGUCGAUCGACGGCUGCAGAUCGCGCUCGGGAUCGAGACGAUGAGGCUGAUUAGGGAAGGCGCGGCGAAACACGUGGCGAGCUUACAGAGUGCCACGUCGGAACUAUGCAGGCCGUUCAGGGGUUUGAGGUCACGGCGGAGGAAAGUAAGUGUUGGAGGAGGAAGCGCGGGGGCUAGUUGCGGCGGCAGCGCGGAGGAAGAGACUGGCAGGGGCAUCGACGGAAGCAUGGGAGCAGGCGGAGUUGUGUCGGCGGAAGAGGCGGAGUUACGGGGGAACGUUUCAGCUGAUGGGAAGGCACUGGGGGACCGUUUUCGGGGAUGGGGGAAGGGGGAGGCAGCUACACAGGCGGUUGGGGUUCGGACUCCGCUACAGUAA